GACACAUUUUACCAAGUGCAGGUGAUAUAUAUUUAUGAAAUUAACAAAGGCCUAUAACUGAAAUAUAAACAACACAUUUUACAACAUGAAGCAACCCGUCUUACUGGCUUUAAUUCUGAAUAUAACCGGAUGUCAUUUUCAAUCUGAUGGACACAAAGGAAGUGACGACGUUAACUUAAGUCAGCGUCCAGUAAGUCCUUACACGUCUAGGUCAACUUCCUCAUCGGGCACCGGAAAUGAAGCACGCUAUCCUUUCAUGAUUGACGGUAGUGACACUUUUAUUGGAGGAAUGGAAGCCAAUUUAGGUUCCAGAAAUGAAGCAAGCUCUCCUGUUACUUUUGUCGGUAGCGAUUCUUUUGGCGGAGAACUGGACACAAAAGUGGGUUCCAGAUACGGAGUCAGCUCUCCCGUCACCAGUGCCGGAAGUGCUAACUUACACAGAGUUAUUGCUAACAGAAAUGGAUCUGGAAGAAAAGCAAAUUCUCCUUUUGCCAUUUCAGGGAGUGGAUAUUUUGGCGGAGGUAUGGGUAACACACUAGGAUCUGGAAGUGAAGGAAACUCUCCUUUCGCUAUUUCAGGAAGUGGAUCUUUUGGCGGAGGGAUGGGUAACAAACCUGGAUCUGGAAGUGACGGAAACUCUCCUUUCGCUAUUUCAGGGAGUGAAUCUUUUGGCGGAGGGAUGGGUAGCAAACCUGGAUCUGGAAGUGAAGGAAACUCUCCUUUCGCCAUUUCAGGGGGUGGAUCUUUUGGCGGAGGGAUGGGUAACACACCUGGAUCUGGAAGUGAAGGAAACUCUCCUUUCGCCAUUUCAGGGAGUGGAUCAUUUGGCGGAGGGAUGGGUAACAAACCUGGAUCUGGAAGUGACGGAAACUCUCCUUUCGCCAUUUCAGGGAGUGGAUCUUUUGGCGGAGGGAUGGGUAACACACCUGGAUCUGGAAGUGACGGAAACUCUCCUUUCGCUAUUUCAGGAAGUGGAUCUUUUGGCGGAGGGAUGGGUAACAAACCUGGAUCUGGAAGUGAAGGAAACUCUCCUUUCGCCAUUUCAGGGAGUGGAUCUUUUGGCGGAGGGAUGGGUAACAAACCUGGAUCUGGAAGUGACGGAAACUCUCCUUUCGCCAUAUCAGGGAGUGGAUCUUUUGGCGGAGGGAUGAGUAACACACCUGAAUCUGGAAGUGACGGAAACUCUCCUUUCGCCAUUUCAGGGAGUGGAUCUUUUGGCGGAGGGAUGGGUUACCAGCCUGGAUCUGGAAGUGAAGGAAACUCUCCUUUCACCAUAUCAGGUAGUGGAUCAUUUGGCGGAGGGAUGAGUAACACACCUGAAUCUGGAAGUGACGGAAACUCUCCUUUCGCCAUUUCAGGGAGUGGAUCUUUUGGCGGAGGGAUGGGUAACAAACCUGGAUCUGGAAGUGACGGAAACUCUCCUUUCGCCAUUUCAGGGAGUGGAUCUUUUGGCGGAGGGAUGGGUAACCAACCUGGAUCUGGAAGUGACGGAAAUUCUCCUUUCGCCAUUUCAGGGAGUGGAUCUUUUGGCGGAGGGAUGGGUAACACACAUGGAUCUGGAAGUGACGGAAACUCUCCUUUCGCCAUUUCAGGGAGUGGAUCUUUUGGCGGAGGGAUGGGUAACACACCUGGAUCUGGAAGUGAAGGAAACUCUCCUUUCGCCAUUUCUGGGAGUGGAUCUUUUGGCGGAGGGAUGGGUAACCAACCUGGAUCUGGAAGUGUAGGAAACUCUCCUUUCGCCAUAUCAGGGAGUGGAUCUUUUGGCGGAGGGAUGAGUAACACACCUAAAUCUGGAAGUGCCGGAAACUCUCCUUUCGCCAUUUCAGGGAGUGGAUCUUUUGGCGGAGGGAUGGGUUACCAGCCUGGAUCUGGAAGUGAAGGAAACUCUCCUUUCACCAUAUCAGGUAGUGGAUCAUUUGGCGGAGGGAUGAGUAACACACCUGAAUCUGGAAGUGACGGAAACUCUCCUUUCGCCAUUUCAGGGAGUGGAUCUUUUGGCGGAGGGAUGGGUAACAAACCUGGAUCUGGAAGUGACGGAAACUCUCCUUUCGCCAUUUCAGGGAGUGGAUCUUUUAGCGGAGGGAUGGGUAACCAACCUGGAUCUGGAAGUGACGGAAACUCUCCUUUCGCCAUUUCAGGGAGUGGAUCUUUUGGCGGAGGGAUGGGUAACACACAUGGAUCUGGAAGUGACGGAAACUCUCCUUUCGCCAUUUCAGGGAGUGGAUCUUUUGGCGGAGGGAUGGGUAACACACCUGGAUCUGGAAGUGAAGGAAACUCUCCUUUCGCCAUUUCUGGGAGUGGAUCUUUUGGCGGAGGGAUGGGUAACCAACCUGGAUCUGGAAGUGUAGGAAACUCUCCUUUCGCAAUUUCAGGGAGUGGAUCUUUUGGCGGAGGGAUGGGUAACACACCUGGAUCUGGAAGUGAAGGAAACUCUCCUUUCACCAUUUCUGGGAGUGGAACUUUGAGCGGGGGAAUAGGUGGAAAUGGAGGAGGAUUUACUGGAGGAAGUAUGGGCGGAAACGCGAUGGGAACGGGUGGUUCGGGUGCAGGAAUGCCUAGUCCAUUCAGUACCGGAAACUCAGGGGGAACCGGAAAUGGACAAGGCCCAUUCAGUAUGUCGUCUUCUACAAAUAGUGGGAAGAUAGGCGGAAGUGGAAAAGGUAUGCCAAGCCCAUUCGACACAUCAGCAGCGUCGAGCACCGGACCAGGAGGAAUGAAGGGGGUAUCAUUCGCCACUAACAUAAUGGGGAGUGAUGGUCCUGGUGGACUUACAGGGGGAGCGUUCGCCCUCGGAACUGGAAGUAACGGACCGGGUGGCCUAGCAGGAGGGGCAUUUGACACCAGUGGAGGUUCUGGUCUGAGCGGUAAUGACAACAGUCUUUACGACACCAACAAAUACCAGGCGAUGCUUCAGGAACAGUUCAACACAGACAUGUAUGAACCAGGACUUACCGGAACUAAAUUCUCUGGAGAAUCUUCUACGUCCGCUAAUCAGGAUAAAGUAGUGGAUUAUGAUAAAAACCCAUAUUACAGUCUCGGCUCCUACUCGGUGUCCCCCGGGUCAGGCUGGAGUGGAUCUUCAUCACAAGGAGUGGUGGAUGCUGGGAAAGGAACAGGCGCUUAUCCAUUCAAUACGAAUAGCUACUCAUCAGACACUCCUGGACCAUUCACAGCCUCACAUUCCGACACCGGAAGUAGCUACUCCGGUGGAAAUAGUUUAUUUGGCGGGAGUAGCUACUCAACCGGAAUGACUGGAAAACCUUUUUACACAGGCGACAUGCUGUCCGGUAAAACCAAUGUUGGCGCUGGCCUCUUUUCAACUUCAUAUUCCGACCCUAUCCAAUCAGCGGCGAGUUCGGGGACAGAUACUCUCGGAGCAGGAGGCUUUGGCACAUCAGUCACGUCCAACGAUCAGCGUUACGGAACUCCUUUUGACGCACCUUACAACAUACUUGUGUCAAAUCCAUUGACGUCAUCAUUAAAUAAUAACAGACAAAGCCUUAAUAGUUAUAGAGGAAGUGUGGGCUCUGUGGGGGACUCGGUUACCUCCCCUUUCACCGAGAACCAAGGAUAUAGUUCUUCGACAAAUACGGGAAUGGGAUCAUUGAGCAGUCCAGCUGGAAACCCCGCGAAUCAAAAAGGUUUGAGUAUCGGAUUAAAUCUCUCUCGCCAGGAUCCAACACGUCAGGCCGGCUCUUAUAUCACUUUCGAUCUAUUACGGAGAAGAAGAAUGCCUACUCACGUAUAAACCACGUGACCGUUCGUGGUAUUUGAUAUGCAGACUUAUAUCUUGCACUUAACAUUAGCAACAAGCAGCAGUCCUGAAUAUAUCGGAAGUCUGUGACGGAAUUGACACCGAAACAAUUGUCAUUUUAAAACUGGUUCUUUUUUUUCUUUUAUCACUUUUAGUGAUGCAUUGAGCAGUAAUAAACAUAAAACAUUGAAAUUUAUUAUUCAUUUAUUUGAACAAAUAAAGUAUUGGAUGACA
This is a messenger RNA of Pecten maximus, 3988 nucleotides long. RefSeq lists its product as uncharacterized. Bases 86 to 3748 code for a protein of 1220 amino acids. NCBI's taxonomy places the organism in Eukaryota, Metazoa, Mollusca, Bivalvia, Pectinida, Pectinidae. The transcript has 8 exons. The record is from RefSeq and is a predicted model, not a curated record.